AUGACUGCAGCCAGGGGAACUUUGGGCUACAUUGCCCCUGAAGUUUUCUCUCGGAAUUUUGGUAAUGUUUCUUACAAGUCUGACAUUUACAGCUAUGGAAUGUUGCUGUUAGAGAUGGUAGGAGGAAGAAAGAAUACAAAUGUGUCAGUUGAGGACAGUUUCCAAGUUCUGUACCCAGAAUGGAUCCAUAACUUGGUGGAAGGAAAAGAUGUGGAAAUUAGCGUUGAGGAUGAGGGAGAUACUAAAAUUGCCAAGAAACUUGCCAUUGUAGGACUUUGGUGCAUUCAGUGGAACCCAGCGGAUCGUCCUUCCAUGAAAACUGUGGUACAAAUGCUUGAAGGGGAUGGAUAUGAGUUAGUAGCACCCCCUUCCCCUUUGCAUAUUUCUGGUUCUUCUACAACAAAUACCAUAGUUCCAGCCAGACGUCAAAAUUUUGAAUUGGAGGUUAUUCAUGAAAUAGAAGAAAACAGUGUCGAUCACUUUUAG
Molecule: messenger RNA, 486 nt
Organism: Vigna unguiculata (cowpea)
Lineage: Eukaryota; Viridiplantae; Streptophyta; Magnoliopsida; Fabales; Fabaceae
Source: RefSeq, a predicted model, not a curated record